AUGGGACUGAAGUGGAAGAUCCAGGCUAUUAGAGCUGUUCGAUCUCUUAUCGAGCAGCACCAAUCCGGUUCUGCUAGAGAAUUCACGAAUAGCGAUCUUCUCGCCAUCUUUGUCCUUGCUAUCCAUGGUAGCAUCAACUUUUCAGACGAACCGGAGCCGCACCCGUUGUCGCCCUUUGCUACAUACCGCCACAUGCAUGUCUACGGCCGGUUGCAGCCUGGCAAGGAGCAUAUGAAUGCCAUUUAUUACAUCGUCGACCAGAAAGGUGGAAUAUCAAAUAUCGACCAGCAUGCCUUUGGCUUCGUUUUGCCCAUCCUCGAUAUGCUUUACAAUGCGCGGCUAGACACUCCCCCUAGGUACCCAUGUUUGCGCCAGCUGAAGCCAAUGGUUCAAGAAGGUCUAUGGGCCCCGGAUUUGGAAGCUCAUCAAAAGCUCAAGACCUUAGGCGAGUGCUUCCGGACAAGCUCUGAUGCAUCUUUGCCCACGGCUGCCUAUCUGGAACCCAAGAUGGUCAAGAUCCUCGAAGUCAUGGCAGAAGUAACUGUGGCCCUUGACCAUUAUUGCCGCCGCGGACCUGGAGCACCGGAUUCCCUUGAUGUGUUGGCUAAUAACUGCGAUUGGGCAUCACAUGCCAUUCUGUCACUGCCUCCCUACAUUCCAUUGGCCAUGUCUCAAAGCGACCUGGACCAGCAGCCGGAUAUUGAUACUACUACUAUCCUUCAUGAGAUAUGCCGACUUUGCACCCUUCUCUACCACGAUAUGGUCCUUCUUCCAACUCCCCCACAUACAGGAACCAAGUUACGCCACUCGACCAGAGUUUUAUGCUUGAUCCAAGUUAUACAGCGAAAAGACCCUAUAGAAGACCUGCGUGUCGUUGAUUUUUUAACUUGGGCCAUGGUUAUAGGCGGAAUCGCCGCAAGGCUCACAAAGCUUCAAGUCUCAUAUAUCAAAAUCAUUGAAAAGGUUGCACGAGACACAGCAUGGGAAGUGAUCCAUCCCCGAUGGGAGAGAUAUUUAUGGUUUAACACUGUAUGCGAUGAGCCGGCUUCGAUUAUUUGGCUGAAAGCGCAACAAGAGCGCCUUUCGGAAUAA
Molecule: messenger RNA, 1092 nt
Organism: Fusarium keratoplasticum
Lineage: Eukaryota; Fungi; Ascomycota; Sordariomycetes; Hypocreales; Nectriaceae
Exons: 2
Coding region: 1-1092 (363 amino acids)
Source: RefSeq, a predicted model, not a curated record